Molecule: messenger RNA, 2715 nt
Organism: Daldinia loculata
Lineage: Eukaryota; Fungi; Ascomycota; Sordariomycetes; Xylariales; Hypoxylaceae
Product: Ste12-like transcription factor
Exons: 4
Coding region: 80-2164 (694 amino acids)
Biological process (GO): regulation of DNA-templated transcription; sexual reproduction
Cellular component (GO): nucleus; Tec1p-Ste12p-Dig1p complex; Ste12p-Dig1p-Dig2p complex
Molecular function (GO): DNA-binding transcription factor activity
Source: RefSeq, a predicted model, not a curated record
AAAAAAAAACUAAUCACCUGUUUUCCCCAAGUUAUUGGUUGUUACGGUUUUGAACGGCCUGGAAGCUGCCCAGUACAUCAUGUAUUCACAACAAGCGGCGAUGGCCGCCACGGCGCCCCAAAAGCCAGAGACUUUCAUGCUUAGCACGGAAGCGCAACAAGCAUUACCACAUGACGCACAAGUGGCCUUGCAACAAGUUGACAAUUUAAAAUAUUUCCUUAUCUCGGCGCCUGUUGACUGGCAGCAUGACCAAUACAUUCGACGUUUCCUAUUGCCGACAGGUGAAUAUGUCUCCUGUGUAUUGUGGAAUAAUCUAUUCCAUAUCUCAGGUACAGACAUUGUGCGAUGCCUUUCUUUUCGAUUCCAGGCCUUCGGCCGUCCAGUGAAGAACUCUAAGAAGUUCGAAGAGGGCAUAUUUUCUGACCUGCGAAAUCUCAAAUCAGGAACAGAUGCUUCCUUGGAAGAGCCAAAGAGUCCAUUUUUAGACUUCCUAUACAAGAACAAUUGCAUUCGAACACAGAAGAAGCAAAAGGUCUUUUACUGGUAUAGUGUGCCCCACGACCGGCUUUUCCUCGAUGCGCUGGAAAGAGAUUUGAAGAGGGAGAAGAUGGGUCAGGAGGCUACGACUAUGGCUGUUAGUGAACCGGCCCUGUCGUUCCAGUACGACUCUUCGCAAUCCCUCUACGAACAAUUGACGAAGGCCCAACAAGCCAAUUCUUCAUCUUUCAACGCCCAGCAAGUUUCUUUUCCUCAAUCUCAAGCUCCAUCCCCAGUGAUGAGGGCAAUGGAUCCCAUGCCUCCCCCGCAAAUGAUGCCUCAGUCGAUGGCCCCUUUAGCGGAUGGGAUGGAUGCCAUGGUACAAUACAACACGAUGGCAACGAUGGCCCCCGCUAUGCCUCAACAUAUGCAGCAAAUGGUCAAGAGGGAGCCUGACUUCAGCCGUAUGCAAUACAACCAGAAUGGUGUGCCGAUGGCUCAUAGCCACACGCGCCAUGCCUCGAUGCCAGCUUAUGGUCUUGAAUACUCGCCUGCACCCUCGUUUGUUUCGUCACAUUACGAGGAUUACAGCAACCGAGGCAUUUCAUUCGAGCCAAUUACACCUCCUCAGCAAGCUUUAGCAAUGGGAGCCGAGCCGGCCUAUAUUGCAAACGAGGAGACUGGACUGUACACGGCAAUUCCCGAUCAUCUUAGUGGGUUGAACGGGAUGAUGCAGUUGCCGCCCUCUAACUUGGCCGGGCCACAGUUUUCGCGUGCUUAUGGCGCCAACAAUGUCUACUCUGUGAUCGAAGGAUCGCCGACAUACAAGCAGAGAAGACGGCGUUCAUCCAUCCCCCCUUCAGUAUCGGCGAUGGCAGCUGCGACUGCUCAAGCGCAGGUAGCUGCUCACCGGCCCUCGGAUUUGAGGAGGUCAGUUUCGGCGUCGGUUGGCCCUGUGGCGGAGGGUGACGAGUCUCAGAGCAACUCCCCUCCCGGCCUAUCAUACAGCAACUCGUCGAUAUCUCUCACUAACCAGCAACAUAUGGAAAUGUCAAGACAUGGUACCCCACUAUCGACUGUGGAAGGUAGCCCUGCUCUAAACCCGAUGUCUCUCCAGCGACAAGACUUCCCUCAGUUCACUAGCGAUGAUCUGAGUGGUGACGUGUCGAUUCAUGAGCAGCGGGUGAUGCAGCCUGGAGCGAACGUGGUUCGAAGGGCUCGCUCGGCUACUGUCAUGGAGCUGGGACCUUAUCCUCAGAAGUCUCAUUCGUGCCCAAUUCCCACGUGCGGUCGUCUCUUCAAGCGCCUCGAGCACCUGAAGCGACACGUAAGAACACAUACCCAAGAAAGACCCUACAUCUGCCCCUAUUGUAGCAAGGCGUUCUCUAGAUCCGACAACCUAGCACAACACAAACGCACACAUGACCGCGGCGAGGGUGCUGAAGGUGGGCUGACUCUGUCGGGUGAAGAGGAAGAAGAUUUCUCUGGCGAGGAUCAACUUGGCUCGCUCGAGGAAGCUUCGCCCAACUCGGAGCCAGGGUAUAUCCCGACCUCGUUAGGUUCUAUUGCUACGUCGAUGCCUACGUCCAAUGGACAUUCCGGGAGUGGGAUGUCCCAGUCGACCUUUAACCCUUUGCAAACGCUAAGUAUGCCCAUGACAAUGAGCACACCAACAGGAGCGAUGUAACCAAGGUUGCGACUUGACGUUUAUGGGUGCAUUAUAAUGUGUUAUAACUGCCUAUAUUAUAUAGCAGUCUUAAUCCGGGGUUUAGUGGGUUGGCUUGCAUGGUAUACUUCAUUAGACGUGUGGGAUUUCAUUUACAAGCGUGGGCUGGACGAUUUGAGUUCGGCAUUAUUCUCAUCGGGGAGCGAUCUAUUUUUGCUCACUUUACGCAUGGGGGGUACCAUGGUGGAAAAAAAAAGAGCUCAGAAGAAGCAUUUGAUAGACGGACGGCCGGAAGACUUGAAGGGAAGGGAACAAUCGAUUCCACAGGAUCGCAUAGGAGCAAUGUUGCUCCCUCGAAAACGGCAGGAAGGCACAGGAAGUCGACAGACCACUACCACUCAUGCAUUUGUAUAUAUAUUCGCUUUCUUCUUUUGUUACUUAGGCUUCGUGGCCGGCUGUAGGGAGCUACGGGGGGAUGAUACCAAAUUUCUUUUCUUUCUUCUAGGGGACCAUAGUCGUCGGCUUAUUCUUUCGGAGGACUAUGAACUGAAGAGGAAGAGGAAGAGGAAGAG